AUGUGAGAAUUCGCCCGCAUGCGCAUUCAAAGCAUUGCGCAGCAGCAACAAUUCUGCGAGGAUCUCAAGACCAAUCUAUCCUACUGCUACUGCUCCACAACUCUGGCUGGCGGCGAUCUCGAAACGGUGGAUGAGGUGGACAGCGGCGAGAGCGGCAACGGUAAUGGCAAUGGCAAUGGCAACGGAAAUGGGAACGGAGCCAAUGGCGAUGCUGAAGCCGGUGCUGUGGACGCAGUUGUCCAGCAGGACGAGGGCGAACAGGGCGGCGACAGCGCAGCUGGCCGAUUGGAACGGGCCCACGGCCGGGCGCUGUCGCCGCAAAGCCUCAACACCGAGAAGGCCUUCUGUCCGGUCUACGUUAUAAACGGCGAAUGAGUUUACGCUCACUUUGAGUUCAUCGACGCCCUGAGCGGCCAUGAGCUCAACUUUGUUUAGCACUGGAGCUAAUGCAGCACCGAUGCCCACCAAACAUAAGGAACCAUACACUCAUCAUGGACGAGUAUGCUUAGAGUACAUCACUCACCCCACCAUCCGAGACCCACCAUCCAAGAGAAAUCCAUUACACGAACCCACACUCUACUUUAACCUGGGCGGGUGCCAAGCCACCGACAAAAA
Drosophila navojoa is the source of this 615-nucleotide messenger RNA. RefSeq names its product proton channel OtopLc pseudogene. The record is from RefSeq and is a predicted model, not a curated record. Lineage: Eukaryota; Metazoa; Arthropoda; Insecta; Diptera; Drosophilidae.